Molecule: messenger RNA, 3895 nt
Organism: Pistacia vera
Lineage: Eukaryota; Viridiplantae; Streptophyta; Magnoliopsida; Sapindales; Anacardiaceae
Product: receptor-like protein 33
Exons: 4
Coding region: 37-3261 (1074 amino acids)
Molecular function (GO): protein binding
Source: RefSeq, a predicted model, not a curated record
AGCAGUUUCUGUUUUCUUUUAUUUCCAGCGAAAAACAUGUGGAGUUUAUCAUGGCACAAUCUACUCCCCUGCCUCCUCUUCAUGUACUUGAAUUUUCAAGUUAUUUUCUCUUUGCCUAUUAAUUCUUCUUCUCCUUCUGCAAAACUUUGCUCCCCUGAACAAAGGCUGGCCUUACUCCAUUUUAAGAGUACCUUUACAAUUCAUAAGAAUAAUCAUUCUUGUGAAGAACAUUCUUAUCCUAAGACAUACUCUUGGAAAGAGAGUACUGAUUGCUGCUCAUGGGAUGGAGUCACUUGUGACAGCUUCACAGGUCAAGUAAUUGGCCUUGAUCUUUCUUCUAGUUGGAUCCGUGGUGCUGUCUUUGACAACAGUAGUCUCUUCCUCCUUCACCAUCUCCGGAAGCUCAAUCUAGCUUGUAAUGAUUUAAGCGGAUCCACUAUCUCAUCCAAGUUUGGUCAGUUUAUGAAACUGACACAUCUUAACCUUUCUUUCUCCGGUUUCUAUGGCCUAAUACCUACUGAAAUCUAUCACCUAGCAGAACUUGUUUCAAUUGAUCUUUCUGUUAAAUUUGGCGAUAGAUUACCAGAACUCAGCCAGCAUGUUUUCAAUAAGCAAUUGCAGAAUCUAACAAAAUUAAGACAUCUUCAUCUUGAUGGUGUGAAUAUGUCUUCAGUUGCUCCUGGCUCCUUGGUGAACCUGUCUUCAACUCUGAUAUCUCUUGUUAUCAGCAAUACAAGCCUGCAAGGCGACUUCCCAGAAGACAUUUUCCGCUUUCCAUUCCUCCAAAAGUUGAGUUUAACCGGAAAUGGAAAUCUAACAGGUACUUUACCAAAGUAUAAUUGGAGCUCUUCACUGAGAUUAUUGGAUCUCUCCGAGACAAGUUUCUCAGGCAAGUUACCUGACACAAUCGGCAACCUUAUAAACUUGAAUGUUUUGGAUCUCUCUCUUACAAGUUUCUCAGGAAAGUUACCUGACACAAUCGGCAACCUUAUAUACCUGAAUGUUUUGGAUCUAUCUUUUACAAUUUUCUCAGGAAAAUUGCCUGACAAAAUUGGCAAUCUUGGGUACUUGAAUGUAUUGGAUCUUUCUGACAGUGAAUUCGAAGGGUCGAUUCCAAAAUCACUUUGGAAUUGCAUGAAAAUAAUUUCUUUGGAUUUGUCAUUCAAUAGAUUCAAUGGCCAAGUCGCAGCAUCACUAUCUAAACUUAGUCAGCUUACAAGUUUAAAUCUGAGAGGGAACAAUUUUGAAGGAAAGUUUCCAGAUGUUUUUGGCAACCUCGGCGAAUUAACUGAUCUAGAUCUUUCAUUGAACAAUUUCAGUGGUCAGUUGCCGUCUUCAGCAUUCAACCUCUCACAUCUUUCUGUUUUAGACUUUUCCGAAAAUCAAGUUGAAGGUCAUAUUCCAUUUCAAGUAAGUGGUCUUUCAAAUCUAAUUUCUCUCAAGAUGUCUAAUAAUUUUCUUGCUGGAAGAGUACCAUCUUGGUUGUUUACUCUGCCAUCUUUAGAGACAUUAGACCUUAGUGAUAACAAACUCACAGGUCCAAUUGAGGAGUUCCAUCCGCCUGGUUCAGUGAAAAAUGUUUAUUUGAUGAAUAACGAGAUUCAAGGUUCAAUUCCAAAUUCCAUGUUUGAACUCUCAAAGCUUAGAACCCUCGACCUUUCUUACAACACCUUACUGUCAUUUGUUAAUCAGAAAAAUGAAACCUUUACGUUUCCCAGCCUUCAGAGGUUCAGUUGCUCUUCUUGCAACAUAACUGAAUUCCCUAAUUUCUUAAGAACCUCAAAAACCUUGAAAAUCUUAGACCUUUCAAACAAUAGAAUUCAUGGCCAAAUUAUUCAAUGGGAAUUUGAAUUGUUUCACAAUUUGUACUAUUUGAAUCUCUCUCACAAUUUUCUUACAAGUUUCUUCCCUUCUGGAAAAACUUCAAAUAUGAAUCUAGUGGUUCUUGACCUUCACUCCAAUUUCCUCGAGGGCCCACUUGUGAUUUUAGAUGCACCAGGUAUGGACACCUUAUUACUUUCCGACAACAUGUUGACGGGAGAGAUCUCUUCGUCAAUUUGCAACUUAAGCUGUAUUCACUAUCUUGACCUAUCUCUCAAUAGGUUGAGUGGAACAAUUCCUCAAUGUCUAGGAAAUGCUUCUAUGCUUUCACUCUUGAACCUUGAAAUGAAUAAUUUCAGUGGUAACGUCCCCACAAUAACUGCAUAUAGCUACAUGCAUUACCUUAACCUUAACGACAAUAAGUUGGAGGGAUCAUUACCACCUACUUUGGUUAAUUGUAGUUAUUUGGAAGUUCUGAAUGUUGGGAACAACAUGAUAAAUGAUACUUUUCCUCAUUGGUUAGCAAAGCUUCCAAAACUUCAAGUUCUAAUAUUGAGAUCUAAUAGAUUUCAUGGUUCCAUUGGAAUAUCAAUGGGAAGAUUAUCAUUUCCUAAGCUACGAAUAAUUGAUAUCUCUCACAAUCAUUUCACAGGUGCUUUGCCAACAAGAUUUUAUGAGAAAUUUAAUAUGAUGGGCGGGGAAAUUUUGAAAGGUGAAUUAAAAUAUCUAGAACUACUAGACAAUCGAGGGGCUCCGCAAAACUGCCGGCUUAGGCCGAGUUAUGUUUUAUAUUAUUCAAUUGUUUUAACAAUGAAAGGUGUUGAUAGAGAAAUAGAUAGAAUUCUAAACAUUUUCACAAUGAUGGAUUUGUCAAACAACCAAUUUGAAGGACAAAUUCCAAAAGCUAUUGGAAAGCUUAAUUACCUCCAGGGUCUCAACCUUUCUCAUAAUAAUCUUACAGGUCAUAUUCCACCAUUAUUGGAAAAUUUGACUCAACUUGAAUCAUUAGACUUCUCCUUCAACAACUUUGUUGGAAAGAUUCCUAAUCAGCUGACAAAUCUAUCAUUUCUUUCCGUGUUGAACCUUUCAUACAACCAACUUGUCGGAUCCAUACCUCAAGGAAAUCAAUUUUAUACAUUUCAAAAUGACUCUUAUAUUGGAAACUUUGGGUUGUGUGGAUCCCCAUUGUCAAGGAAGUGUAUUCGUGAUGAGCCACCAUCUCCAGUGCCAUCAAUCUACCAUGAAGAAGAUGAUGAGUCAAGCUGGUUUGAUUGGAAAAUUGCCUUGAUGGGUUAUGGGUGUGGAUUGGUGUUGGGCUUAUCCAUUGGAUAUAUAGUAUUCACAACAAGAAAACCGCAAUGGUUCGUAAGGAAGAUUGAAAGAGUAAGUCUGAGAAACAUGAGGAAAGUUGAAAAAAGGUCUCCAAGAAGAAGAAAUUAGAAAAUUCCGCCUCCUUUCUCCAACAAAGAAAUGAUUGGACUUGACGAAGGAAUAUCCACGACAAAUUUGGAGCAUGAGACAUGAUGUUUUACUGAUUGCAUUUCACUAUUUUGUUACUAUGUAACUUAUUUUAUUUGAAAUGAUGAAUGCUAUUUAUAAUUUUCAGUUUGGGAACAGUAGUUGCAGGAGAUGUGAUUUUUUUAAGCAAACUGCAAGGUGUAUGUGUGAAUUUUGUGAACUACCAAGGGUGUACUUGUGAUUUCUUCAGGGCAUAUUUGUCAUUUUUAAAAUAAUAGGGGGCAAUUUAAGUCUCCUAUGUAUUGGGGACCGGAAUGGAACUUGCAUUUCAGGUUUCAGUUCUGGUUCUGUUUCCUAGCAAUUUCAGCAGGUACCCAGAACCACUCACCCUUAAUUUUUAUAUUGUAUUCGCAACAGGAAAACUACUAUGGUUUGUAAUGAUGGUUGAAAGAGUAAGGUUUAGAAACAUGAGAAGAGUGAACAGAAAUCAUCCAAGAAGAAGACAUUAGAGAGUUAAAUUUAGUGCUGCUCUCUCUAUAAGAGCAAGGAGGAUAGCCGCUUGUGUCUACAUGGUCUAGUUAUUAUCUUCCAGCCAUCGAUUUUCUUCCACUCUCUC